Messenger RNA from Gambusia affinis (western mosquitofish), 1395 nucleotides. RefSeq names its product caspase-8-like. Gene Ontology annotation, molecular function: cysteine-type endopeptidase activity. The transcript is spliced from 6 exons. Lineage: Eukaryota; Metazoa; Chordata; Actinopteri; Cyprinodontiformes; Poeciliidae. The coding region runs from base 179 to 1093 and encodes 304 amino acids. Gene Ontology annotation, biological process: regulation of apoptotic process; proteolysis. The record is from RefSeq and is a predicted model, not a curated record.
CAAUAGAAGUUCAGCUGACUGCUUCUGGCUCGUAAGUUGUUAACCUGUUUCUACUUGCUUUCUUUGAGAAAUCCUGCUUCAAACGACAUAACACAAAGCAACGACAUCAAGAUAUUCAAGAUUUCAGACGGUUGAAGUUUAGUAUAGUGCAGCACCAGUGUAUGUAAUUAUCGCAGUAAUGGCCGCCAAGGAGAUCCUGACGUGCAAUAAAACAAAACUCAUCGAUGUUUUAUGUGGAGAUUACCAAUUUAUCCUCAACAAAGUUCAGGAGAAGAAGCUGAUAACUUUGAGGGAAUACAACAAUCUCAAGAGCAUCAACAAAGAGCAUGUGGAGGGCCACGUUGUAGAGAUGGUGGACAAGGUCAUGAAUAAAGGAGAAAAAACCUGCCAAAACUUUCUGGAGCUUCUGCAAACCGACGACAUUGCUGAAACCUAUCCUGACCUGGAGAACAUGAAGCUCCAUGAUGUUUUACUCAAGCCGGUCCAAGCUACUUCACCUCACAGUGCAGACAGGGUGCCUGAGACUGAAAGGUUGAAAAAGGAUGAGGUUUAUGAACUCAAAAGCGAGCCUGUUGGUCUCUGCCUGAUCAUAAACAAUGAGAAUUUCCACAGCCUCAAACAGAGAAGGGGGACAUACAAAGAUGCCGAGAGUCUAGCAGAGGUGUUCAGCUGGCUGGGCUUCAAGGUGCUGAUGUGUAAAGACCAAACCAGGGACAAGAUGGAACAGAUACUGAAGGUAGUUGCCUCUUCGCCUGCCAACACGAGAAGAAUGUACAACAAGGUGUUGCUGAAAGAUGUGGAGGAGGAUAGUGCAAUCUCCAUUCCUGAGGAAUCCGAUUUUCUAGCCAUUUCCACUGUUGAAGACUACGUAUCUUUUAGACACCCAAUAGAUGGAAGCUGGUUUAUCCAGUCGGUGUGUAAGCAGCUGAAGCUGCACUGCCCUAGUGGUGAAGACUUUACUUCCAUCCUGCAUCGAGUAAACCACAUGGUGGGCCAGCAGGAGGGCUCCGUCUGUGUUGGCCUGAAAAAACAGGUUCCUGAAGUGAAAUUCACUCUGAGGAAGAAACUCGUUCUGUCGCCACGUUGCACUUGAAGUCCGACAGCGCCUGCAGAAGAGUGUGGCUUUAAGAACAUUCUUUAUCUAAAUGCAUGUAUAGUGAUGUAUUUUUCACUAUACAUCUAAAAAAAUUAUAUGUGUGUAAUUUUCUUAGGAUACUGGAUUUUCCAAUCUAAUAUUAAGUCUCAACUUUUGUUUUCCUCUACCAAAUUUAAAAGAGUCAAAGUCAAAAGUGUGGCCGGUGAUGGUGGAUGUCUGUUUUUAUUUUUUUCUGCUGUCUCCUUUAUUAAAUACAUAUAAAUACACAUGCCAAAUAAACAACUGAUCUAAAUAUCAAA